This is a messenger RNA of Hipposideros armiger (great roundleaf bat), 2406 nucleotides long. It is a transcript of the gene RNF20, whose product is annotated as ring finger protein 20. Bases 1 to 2406 code for a protein of 801 amino acids. Gene Ontology annotation, molecular function: ubiquitin protein ligase activity. NCBI's taxonomy places the organism in Eukaryota, Metazoa, Chordata, Mammalia, Chiroptera, Hipposideridae. The record is from RefSeq and is a predicted model, not a curated record. The transcript has 16 exons. Gene Ontology annotation, cellular component: nucleus; HULC complex.
AUGGAGACUAAUCAGAUUGGCUUCCUGGGGCAGGAGGAGUUAGACAUUCGAACACUGCAAACCAAGAAUCGCAAGCUGGCAGAAAUGGUGGAUCAACGGCAGGCCAUUGAGGAUGAGCUCCGUGAGCACAUUGAGAAACUGGAACGAAGACAGGCCACUGAUGAUGCCUCGUUACUGAUUGUUAACCGGUACUGGAGUCAGUUUGAUGAAAACAUCCGUAUCAUACUGAAACGUUACGACCUGGAGCAGGGUUUGGGAGACCUCCUCACAGAAAGAAAAGCCCUUGUUGUGCCUGAACCAGAACCAGACUCGGACAGCAAUCAGGAGCGGAAAGAUGACCGAGAGAGAGUGACGCUAAACUCUAGUUCUCCUCCCCCAGAUAAUCUGAUAGUGGAGGAAGCAGUGCAGGAGCUGAAUUCCUUCCUCGCACAAGAGAAUAUGAGGCUGCAGGAGCUGACAGACCUCCUUCAGGAGAAGCAUCACACCAUGUCUCAGGAGUUCUCCAAGUUGCAGGGUAAAGUGGAGACAGCUGAGUCACGAGUGUCUGUCCUGGAGUCCAUGAUUGAUGACCUGCAGUGGGAUAUUGACAAAAUUCGAAAGAGGGAACAGCGACUCAACCGACACUUAGCAGAAGUCCUAGAGCGGGUAAAUUCAAAAGGUUACAAGGUUUAUGGAGCGGGGAGCAGUCUCUACGGCGGCACAAUCACUAUCAAUGCUCGGAAGUUUGAGGAAAUGAAUGCAGAGCUUGAGGAGAACAAAGAGUUGGCUCAGAACCGUCACUGUGAGCUGGAGAAACUUCGGCAAGACUUUGAGGAGGUCACUACGCAAAAUGAAAAGCUAAAGGUGGAACUGCGGAGCGCAGUGGAGGAAGUGGUGAAGGAGACCCCGGAAUAUCGCUGCAUGCAGUCCCAGUUCUCUGUCCUGUACAACGAGAGCCUACAGUUGAAGGCGCAUUUGGAUGAGGCUCGGACCCUGCUUCAUGGCACCAGGGGAACCCACCAGCGCCAGGUUGAGCUCAUUGAGCGCGAUGAAGUCAGCCUUCAUAAGAAGCUGAGGACCGAAGUCAUCCAGCUGGAAGAUACACUGGCCCAGGUCCGCAAGGAAUAUGAAAUGCUGAGGAUCGAGUUUGAGCAGACGCUUGCUGCCAAUGAACAAGCAGGCCCCAUAAACCGGGAGAUGCGCCACCUUAUCAGUAGCCUCCAGAAUCACAACCACCAGCUGAAAGGGGAGGUCCUGAGGUAUAAGCGGAAACUGCGAGAAGCCCAAUCUGAUCUGAACAAGACACGCCUGCGCAGUGGCAGUGCCCUCCUGCAGUCUCAGUCUAGCACUGAGGACCCUAAGGACGAGCCCGUGGAGGUCAAACAAGACCUCGAGGACGUACCCGCCCAGGCCUCUGCAUCGAAGGCCUCUCAGGAGGAAGCCAACGAAAUGAAGUCCAAGCGAGAUGAGGAAGAGCGAGAGCGAGAAAGGAGGGAGAAAGAGAGGGAGCGAGAAAGAGAGCGGGAGAAGGAAAAGGAGAGAGAGCGAGAGAAGCAGAAACUGAAAGAGUCAGAAAAAGAAAGAGAUUCUGCAAAGGAUAAAGAGAAAGGGAAACAUGACGAUGGGAGGAAAAAGGAAGCAGAAAUUAUCAAACAACUGAAGAUUGAACUCAAGAAGGUACAGGAGAGCCAAAAGGAGAUGAAACUAUUGCUAGAUAUGUACCGCUCUGCCCCAAAGGAACAAAGGGACAAAGUUCAGCUAAUGGCAGCUGAGAAGAAGUCGAAGGCAGAGUUGGAAGAGCUAAGGCAAAGACUGAAAGAACUAGAGGAUAAGGAGAAAAAAGAGAACAAGAAAAUGGCAGAUGAGGAUGCCUUGAGGAAGAUCCGGGCGGUCGAGGAGCAGAUAGAAUACUUACAGAAGAAGCUGGCCAUGGCCAAGCAGAACCUGAUUUCUUUUUCAAAGGUUGAUGCCCAGUUACAGGUAGUAAGGAAACUGGAAGAGAAGGAGCAUCUGUUACAAAGCAACAUUGGCACAGGGGAGAAGGAGCUGGGUCUUAGGACACAAGCCUUAGAGAUGAACAAACGUAAGGCGAUGGAGGCAGCCCAGCUGGCAGAUGACCUCAAAGCACAGCUAGAGUUGGCUCAGAAGAAGCUGCAUGAUUUUCAGGAUGAGAUCGUGGAGAACAGUGUCACCAAAGAAAAGGACAUGUUCAAUUUCAAACGAGCCCAGGAGGACAUCUCGAGGCUUCGGAGGAAGCUGGAGACCACGAAGAAACCAGACAACGUUCCCAAAUGUGAUGAGAUUCUCAUGGAGGAGAUUAAGGAUUACAAGAACCUGGAGGCAUUUCAAGCAGUGCUGAUGGCAUUAAGUUUGCUUUCAGUCCCUGCUGCUUCAUGCCGUGUCCUGGCCACCGUUUUGGCCCCGUAG